Molecule: messenger RNA, 1421 nt
Organism: Drosophila ananassae
Lineage: Eukaryota; Metazoa; Arthropoda; Insecta; Diptera; Drosophilidae
Gene: E2f2
Product: transcription factor E2F2
Exons: 5
Coding region: 208-1320 (370 amino acids)
Biological process (GO): regulation of transcription by RNA polymerase II
Cellular component (GO): RNA polymerase II transcription regulator complex
Molecular function (GO): RNA polymerase II cis-regulatory region sequence-specific DNA binding; DNA-binding transcription factor activity, RNA polymerase II-specific
Source: RefSeq, a predicted model, not a curated record
GGCAGCGUCACUUUACCACACUGAACUGAAGUCGGAAUAGAGGGAGAAUGAAAAAAGUGACAUAAAUGGCGGAAACCUCAAGCGCCAACAUUUGGAUUUAAUUUGGAUUUUUCGCACCAACCAUACAGUAGCUUCAAGUGUUGAAGUAUUGCAGCUAUUCGAAGUGUCAUCAAAACCAAAGCUGAGAGGACCAAUCGACUGCCGGCGAUGUACAAGCGCAAAUCGACGAGUAUUGUGAAAAGGGACAGUACCUCCGUUGCAGGCCAGUCCACCACCACGAUGAGCGCCAGCAGUGGAAACAACACCGCCGACUUGGAUGUGGAUAUGGAUGACGCCCAUAUGGAAAUAUCUAUGGAUCCGCCCACGCCGCUUAAGUCCCCGUCGCAUUCGCAAUCUCACAUUGUGCCUAGCCAGCAACGUUCCGUGGGUUCGCUGGUCUCGCUCACCCAAAAAUUCGUGGAGCUGAUGAAGUCCAACGGCGGCUCUAUAGAUCUCAAAGCGGCCACCAAAAUCCUGGAUGUUCAGAAGCGGCGCAUAUACGAUAUCACCAAUGUGUUGGAGGGCAUUGGCCUGAUUGAUAAAGGCAGACACAGCGCCCUAGUGCGGUGGCGCGGAGGGGGCUUCAACAAUGCCAAGGACCAAGAGGAUUACGACUUAGCCCGCGGUCGCACCAGCCACUUAAAACAGUUGGAGGACGAUCUGGACAAACAACUGGAGUAUGCUCAACGUAACUUGGGCUAUGUGAUGCAAGACCCUUCCAAUAGAUCCUAUGCGUAUUUAACACGUGACGAUCUGUUGGAGGUCUAUGGUGAUGACUCCGUUUUCACUAUACCCAACUAUGACGAGGAGGUUGAGAUACAACGCAACGAUAGUGAGUUGCGUGUCUCCCUGGACAAUGGCAGCACGAUCGACGUUCGUCUGGUGACAAAUCAAGGUAAAAGCACAACCAAUCCGCACGACGCCGGAGGGUUCUUUGACUACCGCAGACUCGACACGCCCUCACCCUCCACGUCGUCACACUCCAGCGACGAUGGCCAUACUUCUGGGCCGGCAGGUUCGGGUAACGUUAUAACCGACGAACACACCUACUCUUGCAAUCCCGAAAUGAAGGACGAGAUGAAACUGCUGGAGAAUGAACUGACCGCGAAGAUUAUCUUUCAGAAUUACCUGUCGGGGCACUCGCUGCGGCGAUUCUACCCCGACGAUCCCAAUUUAGAAAACCCUCCGUUGGUUCAGCUAAAUCCACCCCAAGAUGAUUUUAAUUUUGUUUUAAAGAGCGAUGAAGGUAUCUGCGAACUUUUUGACGUACAAUGCUCAUAACUGCGGGACGGGACUUACAAAUAACAAAUUGUAUUUAAGCUGGCCGCGUGCGUUGUGCAAAUAUUUAUGAUUAGUACAAUUUUGACCUUUAAACAUCUUAA